AUGAAUAUCGAUGGAUCUGCUCGCAGACAGAUUGCUCAAGAACUCAAAAUUAAUCAAUCAUCACAAUGUCAAAAUGUUGUGGUGUGUUACCAGUCCUUUUAUGAGAAUGGUGCCAUUUCUAUAAUCUUGGAGUACAUGGACGGGGGUUCUCUACCAGAUUUCUUGAAACAUGUCAAAACAAUUCCAGAACCUUGUCUUGCUGCCAUCUGUGCUCAAGAGGAAGUGGUACCUUCAGCAUGA
Messenger RNA from Ilex paraguariensis (yerba mate), 240 nucleotides. Lineage: Eukaryota; Viridiplantae; Streptophyta; Magnoliopsida; Aquifoliales; Aquifoliaceae. The record is from the annotation of a GenBank genome assembly.